Molecule: messenger RNA, 992 nt
Organism: Bipolaris maydis ATCC 48331
Lineage: Eukaryota; Fungi; Ascomycota; Dothideomycetes; Pleosporales; Pleosporaceae
Product: immunoglobulin E-set
Biological process (GO): Rho protein signal transduction
Cellular component (GO): membrane; cytoplasm; cytosol
Molecular function (GO): protein binding; Rho GDP-dissociation inhibitor activity
Source: RefSeq, a predicted model, not a curated record
ACAACAUUCUCUCGCCGCCUGUUGCCAGCCACACACAACCACCCAUCCCUCUCUAUCCAACCACACCCGCCAUGGCCGACCACGCAGACGACCUCCACGCCGAGCAGACCGAGGGCUUCAAGGUCGGAGAGAAGAAGACAAUUGACGAGUACCAGAAGCUGGACCAGAAUGAUGAGUCUCUGCAAAAGUGGAAGGCGUCCCUUGGCCUUGGCCAGGGCAAGGACAUCUCCGACCCCAACGACCCCCGCAAGUGCAUCAUUCUCUCCCUUGGUCUCGAGGUAGAGGGCCGCGACGACAUCAUCAUCGACCUGCGUGCUCCUGGUGCGCUCGAGGAGCUCGAGAAGAAGCCCUUCACCAUCAAGGAGGGUGCAAGUUUCCGCAUGAAGGCACAGUUCAAGGUCCAACACGAGAUUCUGGCAGGCCUCAAGUACCUCCAGAAGGUAACCCGCAUGGGUGUUAGCGUCAAGCUGCAGGAGAUGAUGGGUUCAUACGGCCCCAACACUGAGGAGAAGCCGUUUUACGAAAAGAAGUUCGAGCCCGAAACCGCUCCCUCUGGCAUGCUUGGUCGCGGCCACUACACAGCCCUCUCCAAGUUUGUCGACGACGACGACCAGGUCCACCUGCAGUUCAAGUGGUCUUUCGACAUCAAGAAGGACUGGUGAUAGGCAAUCGGCCAAGUCCGCAUGUUGGGAAAAGGGUUGUGUUGUCGCACGGCGCAACACGGCAGUCUCUUUUAGUUGGAAGCGGUGGAUAUCCAGAGUGCUUGAGCUCCCACGAAGUAACGAAGCGACGGCUGACGGUCGACCGUUUGGACGGAUGCACCAAUCCGACCAGAUAUCGAUCCUAUAGCUUUGAAAGAAUCAAAAUUUUCAGGACCUUUUACGUCUCGUUCCGUUCUUGGGUCGAAUGUGCUUGAUGUUUCUCGAGCUGAUCGAAGUGAAACCAUCUCCCUGCAAUCCUCUUCGCCUUGACGGUCCGACCCGCCCAUGCCU